GGUUGCCCCUAAAUUCUCCUUUUCUCGUAUUCUAUGUUGGCGCCAUGAAAUGAAUCAAUCUUUGUCUCAUCUUCUUCAGAGCUGCAAAACUCUCAGAUCCUUAAAAUCGAUUCACGCACGCCUUUUGAUUGAAGGCUCAAUCGCCUCCUCGGACCUCACUCUCAACAAAAUCCUCCGCCUCUACUCGCGUUUCGGUGCCACUAGCUGUGCUCAGAAGCUGUUCGACAGAAUUGCUCAACCAAAUUCCUUUCUCUGGACAUCGGUAAUUCAUGGGUACGUUGAAAAUUGUGAAUAUGAAGAGGGUUUGGCUCUGUUCUCCCGGAUGUGGAGAGAAUCUGUUGAACCUUUGAAUUUCACCAUUUGUUCGGUGCUAAGAUCUUUAGCUCGACAAACACGACCAAGAGAUGGAGAGGCAGUAUAUGCUUUUGUUUUAAAAUGUGGUUUUGGGUAUGAUUUGAUAGUGCAAAAUGCAACGCUUGAUUUGUUUAUGAGGUGCAGAAGAGUUGAUUUUGCGAGGCAGGUGUUUGAUGAGAUGGAUGAAAAAGAUGCUGUUUCUUGGAAUUCGAUGAUAUCUGGCUAUGGGAAUAAUGGUAGAGUUGCUGUUGCUCGCAAGUUAUUUGACAGCAUGGAUAAUAAGAAUGUGAUCUCAUGGACGAGCAUGGUUUGCGGAUAUGUUAAUGCUGGUGACAUGGCAGAGGCACAAGCUCUUUUUGAGGCUAUGCCCGUCAAAGAUAGGGCUUCUUGGAAAGUGAUGAUCUCGGCGUAUAUGGAAGCUGGUAACCUCAAUGCUGCUUGCUUGGCUUUUGAAGCAAUGGAAAUCCAUGAUGUCGGGACUUGGAAUCUAAUGAUCUCAGGCUUCUUCAAAGCAGGACAAAUAGAAUUUGCAAAGGACUACUUUAAUAGAAUGCCAAGCAAAAAUAUUGCAUCAUGGGCCAUAAUGAUUGAUGGUUAUGUCAAAGCUGGAGAAAUUGAUAAUGCUAGGUGUUUAUUUGAUCAAAUGCCUGAGAAGAAUCUAGUGACUUGGUCUACAAUGAUUGGCGGUUAUGCUAAAAUUGGGCAACCUCGUUCUGCCUUGGAAUUAUUUGAGAGUUUCAAGAAGCAAGGCAUAGAACCAGAUGAAACAUUUAUAUUGGGAAUCAUUUCAGCGUGCUCACAGCUUGGAAUUUUAGAUGCAGCUGAGUCUGUUAUUCAAAACUACGUUGGGCCUUCACUUUGUUCUAAUUUACAGGUUACCACUAGUCUGAUAGAUAUGUAUGCUAAAUGCGGAAGCAUUAGGAGGGCCUUUCAAGUGUUCGAAAUGGCUUAUCAUAAAGACUUGUUCUGUUAUAGCACCAUGAUAGCAGCCUUUGCAAACCAUGGAUUGAGUCAUCGUGCAAUUUCUUUGUUUAAUGAAAUGUGCAGCGUGAACGUAAAACCCGAUGCAGUGACUUUUCUUGGUGUCUUGAUUGCUUGUAAUCAUGGAGGCCUUGUCCAAGAAGGAAAGGAGUACUUUAAGCAAAUGACUGAAGAAUUUGGUAUUCAACCAUCUGAAAAGCACUAUGCAUGUAUGGUUGACCUUCUUGGUCGUGCUGGUUGCCUUGAGGAGGCACACGACCUUAUACGCAGCAUGCGAGUAGAAGCCACUGCAGUUGUAUGGGGUGCUUUACUUGCAGCAUGUGCAGUCCAUGGCAAUACCCAGCUUGCCGAAAUUGCAGCAGCUGAGUUAUUCAGAAUUGAGCCAGAUAAUUCUGGUAAUUAUAUUUUAUUGUCCAAUAUUUAUGCUGCUUCUGGACAAUGGCAUGAUUUUGCAAAAGUGAGAGCAAUGAUUAGGGAAAAACGGGUGAGGAAGAAUCGAGGCUCUAGUUGGAUUGAGCUGGGCUCUGUAGUCCAUGAGUUUGUUACAAGAGAUGUGUCUCAUUCUGAGUCAGAUCACAUAUACUUGAUAUUAUACUUACUCAAGGAAGAUAUGAAGUUUGCAGGGAAUUUAAUUUAUUUCAAACAGAGUGAUGAUGCAGAACUUGUAUAAUGAAAAACUCACGUGUCAAAAUUCUGAAAUUUAUGGGCCGAGAGAUCAAUGCUAGCGGGAACUGUGUGUUGGGUUUUCAAACAGUCUUUACUUAUAAAGUAACCUGGGAGCUUGAUGAGGGGAAAUCAGAAAUGAUCAACCGAUAGGAAAAACCAGGGAUCUGAUCUGGCCUCCAGAGUAGAAAGAAAGGGCGUUGGAUCAGAUUAAGGGAAAUUAUUAGGGCAAAUCCAUAUUUUUGUUAUUGUACUUUUACUGUAUUUUUAUGUUUUUUUUUUUCAUGUGAUCAAUUUAAUUUUUUAUUAUUUCAAUUACACAUUUGAACUUGAUUUUUAAAUCAAUUUAAUAAUG
Messenger RNA from Diospyros lotus (date-plum), 2353 nucleotides. RefSeq names its product pentatricopeptide repeat-containing protein At4g02750-like. Lineage: Eukaryota; Viridiplantae; Streptophyta; Magnoliopsida; Ericales; Ebenaceae. Gene Ontology annotation, molecular function: protein binding; RNA binding. Gene Ontology annotation, biological process: RNA modification. The transcript has a single exon. The record is from RefSeq and is a predicted model, not a curated record. The coding region runs from base 50 to 2005 and encodes 651 amino acids.